Messenger RNA from Cynara cardunculus var. scolymus (artichoke), 659 nucleotides. Its product is annotated as small nuclear ribonucleoprotein Sm D2. Gene Ontology annotation, biological process: RNA splicing; spliceosomal snRNP assembly. NCBI's taxonomy places the organism in Eukaryota, Viridiplantae, Streptophyta, Magnoliopsida, Asterales, Asteraceae. Gene Ontology annotation, cellular component: catalytic step 2 spliceosome; precatalytic spliceosome; U2 snRNP. Bases 139 to 468 code for a protein of 109 amino acids. Gene Ontology annotation, molecular function: RNA binding. The transcript is spliced from 7 exons. The record is from RefSeq and is a predicted model, not a curated record.
AUAAACCCGCCUCCGUCGUUUCUCUUCCGUCUUCAUCGUUCAGCAGCGAUCUAAGCUCUACUCCACCGUCUUCCCGCCGUCGCAAAUAGAUUUUCUGUUUUCAGGUAGUACUCCGUCAGUCUUACUUGCAAAUCGAAUAUGAGUCGACCAAUGGAGGAAGAUGGACAACAGACCAAGAAUGAGGAAGAGGAGUUCAACACUGGGCCCCUCUCUGUCUUGAUGAUGAGUGUCAAAAAUAACACGCAGGUGCUCAUCAACUGCAGGAACAAUAAAAAGCUUUUAGGGCGUGUGAGAGCUUUUGAUCGACACUGUAACAUGGUGCUCGAAAAUGUUAGAGAAAUGUGGACAGAGGUGCCGAAAACAGGAAAAGGCAAGAAGAAAGCUCUUCCUGUUAACAAAGACAGAUUCAUCAGCAAGAUGUUUCUUCGAGGGGAUUCUGUCAUCAUUGUACUGAGAAAUCCCAAGUGAGAGGAAGCAAGCUCUGGAUUUGUUGUUUGUGGUUGGAAGCUUGAGAAAGUUGCAACCUCUAACAUGGAGGUCUUUGGAUGUAUGAUUCUUCUGAUGUUGGUUGUUUAUGGAUUACAAGUUAAAACCUUUCUUAGAGUUUAUUCUGAUACUAUAAUAUACUAGUUGCCCUAUUCUACUUCUUUUCUCUUAAA